Molecule: messenger RNA, 2451 nt
Organism: Pleurotus ostreatus (oyster mushroom)
Lineage: Eukaryota; Fungi; Basidiomycota; Agaricomycetes; Agaricales; Pleurotaceae
Exons: 6
Coding region: 1-2451 (816 amino acids)
Molecular function (GO): protein binding
Source: RefSeq, a predicted model, not a curated record
AUGUCUCGCAUUCUUCCUGUUGCUUUAUUGGACAUUGCUGUCACACAAUGUCUUGGUCGCGCUGGAGCGCAUUCUGUGCGGAACCCCGCCAAUAUUCGCAUGAUGCACCAAGCAGCGUUGGCUACGGUCCCCGACACCCUCCCCCCGUCAAUGAGCCAUCCUCAGGCAUUCGGAAGGCUGAAGACACGCAAGGUUCGCCGGGGAACCCUUGCCGUUCGCACUGCACUAUCGAGCACCGAAUUACAGAAGCGCGUUCAAGCAUUGGAAGUCGCUGGGGCUAUCGAGCAAUCCUCUGUGGACGCGCAAUCGUACUCGGAAGAGCAACUUGUCUCCAUUUACGAAGAUCUAUUAUCCAUACCGAUGGAGGAAACCCCUACGCCCCAGUUAACGUCUCGCGAGCAAGACUUAGGGGCUGUCAAUGCCGUGGACCUUCGUCUUCUGGAAUCGGAGCCCACGCACAACCAUACAUCGCUGCUGACCGUUCUUCAGCCGGUAUCCCUGCCCGACAAGCAAACGAAAUACGGGCCAUCGCCAGAGCCGUACAAACGGGUACUAUGGAGGAUUGAGUGCUUGCUACAGCGUUUGGAGGCUGCUCAGGCUAGAGCAGGGACACACGCACCCGCAGUGUCACUAGGAGUGGUCACGGCGGCAGAAGGCGAAGCGCUGGUACGGGUUAGUGUCGAUGCUGAAGAUUUCGAAGCGGCGGAAUACUCUCUGUCUCUUAUGAAGCGGCUUGGGGUGUCUACGCCCGAACCCGUACUCAACUGCGUACUCGAAGCGUACGCCAGAAAGGGGCUCGUUUUCGAAACGGAGCAAUUCUUGACGAAUGUACUGGCUGCACCUCCGACAGAGACACAGCGGCAUCUUCACGUCAAAGCGCACUUAAGAGCAGUCGCAGCGCCGGACACGAUCCCCGAAUCAGCGUUGUCCGUCUUGCAUCACUACGAGAGCCAGCACGCACCAGCACCGAUGAACACGUACACGAUGCUCAUCACGAACCUCUUCUCGAAACACUCUGUCCUGGCACGCGCGCAGGCUUGGGAUAUCUUCACGCACAUGCGCUACGUCGCUCACCCGAACCCCGAUGCGUUCCUCUAUACAAUGAUGAUUCGUGCCUGCGCGUCGCCCUUCGCUUCGUAUCGCGCAGAGGCGGAGCGCGCGUUGGACCUCUGGACCGAGAUGACCGUGGACAAGGGACUCCCCCCUACAGUCGGUGCCUACAACGCCGUCAUCCUCGCCUGCGCGCGCUCCGGCGAGCUGUCGUAUAUCAACGAGGCGUUCCGCCUGGCGAAGCAGAUGCUCGACGCACAUCGGGAUGCCCACGGCAACUCGCAGUUCCGGCCCAACUCCAAAACGUUCUGCGCGCUGUUGGAGGGCGCUAAGCGCGUGGGCGAUCUCAAUCGGGCGCGUUGGAUAUUGGCGGAGAUGGUUCGGGUGGGGGAGCCGGAUGAGGGCGGUAGGACGAGCGUGCAGAUCACGGAGGAGGCGAUGAUGCAUCUCCUCCAUACGUACACGGCGUACACGCCACCUUUUCAUCGCGGGAUCGCUGUCCUCAAGCAAGGCGAUUCGGACACAGACGGCCCUUCCAGCGCAAGUACGAUUGUGCCUUUAUCAGAAACCUCGGUUCCGGAAAUAUGUCCAGAAUCGAACCAGGCGUCGUUCACUCACCUUCCUCCACAGAGUCGCGCCGAGGUCAUAGCCGAAGUCCAGUCUCUGUUCAGCCGAAUCCAACCCCUUGCCCCAAGGAGGACCCCAGCAUCAAAAUACGACGACGCUUUUGCUAACGUCACAGUUUCCACCCGGCUUGUUAACUCAUAUAUCUCGGUAUUCUACAGGCAUUCGUCGUUGCAGACAUCGAGGGAUCUAUUCAACCAGCUAUUCGAGCAGAUGGGCGUUAAGCGCAAUGCACGGUCCUACACCGAAGCGCUGACGAAGUGCGUUAUGUCUAAGCAGGGGGCGGAUAAAGAUGCGGCCUUGGACUUCGCGACGUCGAUAUGGGACCGGUGGCUGGCGCUGGAGCAUGAUAUGAGAGAGGAAGCUAACAGAAGCGGUAAAGUGUUCGACGGUCGUAUAGUUGAAAAGGCGCGCACAUUGAUGAUACGCAUCCUCACUCUGCAUGGCAAAAUCGACGAGGCUCUCGACCAUGUGCGGUCAUUCGUGCAGGACUUCCCGCCUCCGGCGAUCCGCACUCCUCGGCCGUGGACGACGAUUCGGGGCACGCGCACCGUGCUGUUCGCGCCUCGGCCGCUCGUACGCGCCACGACCCCGGUGGAGAUUCCCGAUGAUACCGUGCCGCCGCUGCUUACCUUCGGGGACGUGGACGUUCUGCACCACCGGUUGGUGGCGAUGGGGAGAGGUAAGGAUAUUGGGUACUUGAAGUGGGUUGUCAAGUCCUAUGAGGGCGCACUGAGGAUGAGGAGGGAGAAGGCCAUGAAGAAAGAUGGGAAUUGA